Molecule: messenger RNA, 1710 nt
Organism: Symsagittifera roscoffensis
Lineage: Eukaryota; Metazoa; Xenacoelomorpha; Acoela; Convolutidae
Product: tubulin alpha-1D chain
Exons: 1
Coding region: 165-1523 (452 amino acids)
Biological process (GO): mitotic cell cycle; microtubule cytoskeleton organization
Cellular component (GO): cytoplasm; microtubule
Molecular function (GO): structural constituent of cytoskeleton; GTP binding
Source: RefSeq, a predicted model, not a curated record
CGAAAUUUUGCAUGACAACCACCUCCAACAAAAUCUUGAUUUGUAGCCAUUUUCAUUUGUAAUCACUGUUGAACCAUUUCAGCUUUCUGCUUUCUCAGCGCACAGUUGCUCAAAACUUCUCUCAGUUUCACAAUAGAAACCUCCGAAAAAACUUCAAUCUCAAAAUGCGUGAAUGUAUCUCAGUUCAUGUCGGACAGGCCGGAGUCCAGAUAGGAAAUGCCUGCUGGGAGCUGUACUGUCUGGAGCAUGGGAUCCAGCCCGAUGGUCAGAUGCCUAGCGAUAAGACCAUCGGAGGAGGCGAUGAUUCAUUCAACACCUUUUUCAGCGAAACAGGUGCCGGCAAGCAUGUUCCCAGGGCUGUUUUUGUCGACUUGGAGCCCACCGUGGUUGACGAAGUCCGAACUGGAACUUACCGACAACUGUUUCACCCGGAACAGUUGAUGACCGGAAAGGAAGACGCCGCAAACAACUACGCCAGAGGACACUACACCGUCGGAAAGGAGAUGAUCGAUAUCGUCCUGGACCGAAUCCGAAAGUUGGCUGACCAGUGCACUGGCCUACAGGGAUUCCUGAUCUUCCACUCCUUUGGUGGGGGUACCGGAUCAGGAUUCACCUCCUUGUUAAUGGAGCGUCUCUCCGUUGACUACGGAAAGAAGUCCAAGCUGGAGUUCGCCGUCUACCCUGCUCCACAGAUCUCAACCGCCGUCGUGGAGCCAUACAACUCUAUCUUGACUACCCACACCACUCUGGAGCACUCCGAUUGUGCAUUCAUGGUCGACAACGAAGCCAUUUACGACAUCUGUCGACGAAACUUGGACAUCGAGCGGCCUACCUAUACCAACUUGAACCGACUCAUUGGCCAGAUCGUGUCAUCGAUCACCGCAUCUCUCCGAUUCGACGGUGCAUUGAACGUCGACUUGACUGAGUUCCAGACUAACUUGGUACCCUACCCUCGAAUCCACUUCCCUCUGGCUACCUACGCUCCUGUGAUCUCAGCCGAGAAGGCAUACCACGAGCAGUUGACCGUUGCCGAGAUAACCAACGCGUGCUUCGAGCCUGCCAACCAGAUGGUGAAAUGCGAUCCUCGACACGGCAAGUACAUGGCUUGCUGUCUGCUGUACCGAGGAGAUGUUGUCCCUAAGGAUGUCAAUGCAGCCAUUGCGACUAUCAAGACUAAGAGGACUAUCCAAUUCGUCGACUGGUGUCCCACUGGCUUCAAGGUCGGCAUCAACUACCAGCCCCCGACUGUCGUUCCCGGAGGUGAUUUGGCCAAGGUGCAGAGAGCCGUCUGCAUGUUGAGCAACACCACAGCUAUCGCCGAGGCCUGGGCUCGAUUGGACCAUAAGUUUGAUCUCAUGUAUGCCAAGAGAGCUUUCGUCCACUGGUACGUAGGAGAGGGCAUGGAAGAGGGAGAGUUUUCCGAGGCCAGAGAGGAUCUGGCAGCCCUGGAGAAGGACUACGAAGAGGUAGGAGUUGACUCGGUCGAGGGUGAGGGCGAAGAAGAGGAGGGCGAGGAGUACUAGACUGUCACUCACUUCAAAAGCACUUUGAUCACACAAUCCAAAGCGGAAACUGAUGAUCACACAUCUCAUGCAACCAAGUAUCAUAUAAUUUAUUUAAUAAAACUUUUUGUCUUUUGACGUGUAGACGAUGUUUUAGACAUUGAUGCAAUUCCACUGACAAAGUUCACGAUUAAAAAUUGCAGUACAA